AAAACUUGGUCCAAUAUGCUUCUAUUUCACAGCAACCAGCCAAGAAAUAGCGUUCAAUCCAUGACGCCACAUUACUUGUCUUUUUGAGUGAGGUGGGGUUGAUUUCGUGGUCCAUAAAUUGGUCCCCCAUCUCUCUCCUGCACGUCCGCUAAACCAGUAAGGUAAGGAUAUAGAAUGGAGGAGGAGACGGCCAAGAGUGCUCAUGUUCUGCUUCUUCCCUAUCCAUUAUUAGGCCACAUAAACCCAUUGCUCCAAUUUGCUGAUCGCCUUGCUAGCCACGGCUUCCGGGCUACUAUCGUGGCCCCGAUUCGAAGCCGAGGCGAUUUUCGUAAGGCAGACCCCUCUGCCCUUGCCUCUGUCAAUCUUGAAUUCUUCUCCGAUGGCCACGACAAUGGGUUUCCGCUAGAUCUCAGUCUCAAGGCUCAAGAUUCCAAUUUCAGCCGUGUCGGCUCACGGGCAGUGGGCGACCUCAUAGAUCGGCUGACUUUAGAGGGUGCGAGACCCGUCUGCCUCAUCUACAACUCGUUUCUUCCUUGGGCCUUAGAUGUUGCCCAUCACCAUGGUAUCCUCGGGGUUACCUUCCUCACGCAGCCUUGUGCAGUGUGCACCAUAUACAUUCGCUACAUUCGUGGGUUUCCAGUCUUGCCGAAAGAGCCCGAUGGAUGUGUAGCGAUCCCAGGUUUGCCGCUGUUGGGCUUGCGAGAUCUACCGUCGUUCAUCACCCAAACUGAAGGCGAUCCUUACCACCUUGAGUUGUUGUCGGGCCAGUUCAAGAACAUAGACCAAGCAGAUUAUGUGCUUGUGAACUCAUUUGACAGCUUAGAGGCAGAAGUAAGGAGGGAGAUGGCAGAGCCCUGGUCUCCGAAGUUGAUCGGGCCGGCGCUUCCAUCAGUCUACAUAGGCAGCAGAAAUCCAAGAGCAUCAAAGACAAGUGAUGAACAAGGGAAGCCCACCGAUUGUCUCCAUUGGCUAGAUGACAGGUCUGCCGGGUCCGUGGUGUAUGUCUCAUUCGGGAGCUUGGCAGCUCUUUCCCCCGAGCAAAUGGAGGAGGUCGCCGGUGCCUUGCGCUGGUGCAAGUGGCCGUUCUUAUGGGUGGUGAGGCUGCCAUUUGCAAACCAAAAGGGUGGAAAUGCAUUACCACAGGGAUUUAUAGAGGCCACAUCCGAGCAAGGGCUGGUGGUGCCCUGGUGCCCACAGCUCGAUGUCCUUGUGCAUAGAGCUGUCGGAUGUUUCGUAACCCAUUGCGGAUGGAACUCGACACUCGAGGGGCUAACCCAAGGGGUGCCCAUGAUCGCGAUUCCGCAGUGGAGUGACCAGCCAACAAACUCAAAGCUCGUUUCCGACGUCUGGAAGUUGGGCGUGCGUGCCGAGGCAGACGAGACAGAAGUGGUUCGUAGAGGAGAACUAGAGAGGUGCAUAAGGGAGGUGAUGGAAGGUGAGAGGGGCGCAGAGUUGAGGAGGAAUGCAGAGAGGUGGAGAGAUUUGGCUCGGGAGGCUGUCGCCGAUGGGGGCAGUUCAGAUAAUAACAUUAAAGAGUUUGUGGCCAAGAUGUCUUCUUCCAUGCAGGAUGGACCUGGACCGGACCUAAAUAGUAUUCAAGCCUAGGUUUUGGAUCAGACCCGACCUUUCAGGUCCAAAAAUUGAAUCAUAACAAUACCCAUUGGGUCUCAGGUCCGGUCCGGUGGAUUCCCACCUUCUGAUUAUGUGCUUUUUUCUUUCUUUUAUUUACCAUCAUAUAAAUAUAAUAAUGACAACAAGGUCACAAUCACCCACUAUUAGAUUGUAAGAUAUCUAAUUUAUUGUUUAAUAGUUAAAUAUGACUACGAGUUUUUAUUGCAUA
Messenger RNA from Amborella trichopoda, 1840 nucleotides. RefSeq lists its product as uncharacterized. The record is from RefSeq and is a predicted model, not a curated record. Gene Ontology annotation, molecular function: quercetin 3-O-glucosyltransferase activity; quercetin 7-O-glucosyltransferase activity. NCBI's taxonomy places the organism in Eukaryota, Viridiplantae, Streptophyta, Magnoliopsida, Amborellales, Amborellaceae.